Messenger RNA from Puma concolor (puma), 1089 nucleotides. RefSeq names its product testis specific serine kinase 2 (gene TSSK2). NCBI's taxonomy places the organism in Eukaryota, Metazoa, Chordata, Mammalia, Carnivora, Felidae. Gene Ontology annotation, biological process: microtubule cytoskeleton organization; protein phosphorylation; intracellular signal transduction. Gene Ontology annotation, molecular function: ATP binding; tau-protein kinase activity. Gene Ontology annotation, cellular component: cytoplasm. The record is from RefSeq and is a predicted model, not a curated record.
AUGGACGAUGCCGCGGUCCUAAGGAAGAAAGGUUACAUCAUGGGCAUCAAUCUUGGUAAGGGCUCAUAUGCAAAAGUCAAAUCUGCCUACUCUGAGCGCCUCAAGUUCAACGUGGCGGUCAAGAUCAUCGACCGCAAGAAGACACCCACCGACUUUGUGGAGAGAUUCCUUCCUCGGGAGAUGGACAUCCUGGCAACUGUCAACCACCGCUCCAUCAUCAAGACGUACGAGAUCUUUGAGACCUCUGAUGGCCGCAUCUACAUCGUCAUGGAGCUCGGGGUCCAGGGCGACCUCCUUGAGUUCAUCAAGUGUCGGGGAGCGCUGCAUGAGGACGUGGCUCGUAAGAUGUUCCGCCAGCUCUCCUCGGCUGUCAAGUACUGCCACGAUCUGGACGUUGUCCACAGAGAUCUCAAGUGCGAGAACCUCCUCCUCGACAAGGACUUCAACAUCAAGCUCUCUGACUUUGGCUUCUCCAAGCGCUGCCCGCGGGACGGCAGUGGCCGCAUCAUCCUCAGCAAGACCUUCUGUGGGUCGACGGCUUAUGCAGCGCCUGAGGUGCUGCAGGGCAUCCCCUACCAGCCCAAGGUGUAUGACAUCUGGAGCCUGGGCGUGAUCCUCUACAUCAUGGUCUGUGGCUCCAUGCCCUACAAUGACUCUGACAUCAAGAAGAUGCUGCGCAUCCAGAAGGAGCACCGCGUGGACUUCCCCCGCUCCAAGAACCUGACGGGUGAGUGCAAGGACCUCAUCUACCGAAUCCUGCAGCCGGACGUCAACCGGCGACUGCACAUUGACGAGAUUCUCAGCCACUCAUGGCUGCAGCCCCCCAAGCCCAAAGCCAUGUCUUCUGCCUCUUUCAAGAGGGAGGGUGAGGGCAAGUACCAGACCCAGUGCAAACUGGACACCCGGCCAGCCUCUCGCCCCGAGCACCAGCCCGAACACCUGCCUGACCACAAGCUGGGGGCCAAAACCCAGCACCGGCUGCUGGUGGUGCCUGAGAAUGAGGACAGGGUGGAGGACAGGCUGGCUGAGACCUCCAAGGCAAAAGAUCAUCAUGUCACCGGAGCCGAGGUGGGGAAAGCAAGCACCUAG